CCUCUGCACUUGUUGAGGCUGGGCAGGGUCUCAACUGCAGCCUGGCCCAGCCAUAGCACUGAUGCCACAGAAGGCAGGUCUCUGCUUGCCAGCAGCUGCACUGAUGAGGUCUGCUUCCAGAUUCCCUCUGUGAUCUUCCCCCUCACUUAUCCUGGUAUUCAUGUGAUGGUGUGGGGCUGACAAAAGGGCUCUGGGUAUUACUGAUGGGCAAACAGGGGCACGUUUCUCCUUGUUUCACAGAAACCAUUUUCUUUUGUGUGUGUGCUUUCACUGCUUUCACCAAAUAUGUGCAAAAUAGCUGAUAUGAGCAGGUUACAUUGCAGGCCUAGAUGGAGUGGACCAGGCAUGUAACUUGUCACACUGAUGUGUAUCAUUAGCUAAGGGGAAAUUAUAGUCAGGGAUAUGGAAUGAGGAACAGUUAGAAGGAAGGAAUGGUGCUCCACCAUUCACUAUCCAGCUGGCCCUUCACCUUUAGGGCUGUAACACUUCAAAGGGUGUCUCAGCAGCAAGCCAGAGACUGCAGCCCUGGUCUCCUGCCAGCAAAUGCUGGGUGAAGCUCCAUCGUUGGAAACAGCACAUACGUGCAAUGAAGUUUUUAUUGUAUCUGUGUGUAGGGAGAGUAUUUUAUCCAUGUGAACAUACCACCAUCUCAUGUGCAUUGGUAAUAAUGGAAGAUAAAUCUUGCAUGUAGUGCUUGGGAGCUUCUCUGGCAGAUGGUUUAUUUUUUUGAAUGCUACUAUAGCAAUGGGAUAGUCUGCCUUUGUCCUCUGCAAAGCUAAGGACUACUGAGCAGAGGUGUGGGACUGAACACCAGUUUUGAGUCCUCGGCUUCAGGCAGAAGUCCCUCAAGUUGAAAUGUCUCAGGUUACUGGUUAGAGCUUGCAGUUCUCAGCAUCAUCCAGAUCUGUUCUCCAAUGGAGUGGAACCAAGAAUGAACCUGAAAUGGCUACAGACAGUGUUAUUGUCAAACAAAGAGGGAACCACUGCUCCAAUCCCAUGGUCAAAGACCUGGUAUUGUGGUGCAACAAACAGAAGUGGACAAAUCUACUUGGCCUGGAGGUUCUGCAGUUUGCUCCUGAGUGGCUGGAGAGGCGGCCAUUGGUCUGUGCUGGUGGCAGCACCAAAGCUGUGCUGCUGUGAUGGGGACAGUGAGGCUCGCUGGGACUGGGGAUGUUUCUCCUGACGAUGGAGCUCUCUGUUCUGCUAUUGCCGUGCACCCACCGAAAAGUUCAUUAGCACUGUUAAUUGAAAAGGGAAAAAGACUCGAUAGGGGGCUUGGCCAAUCCUCCCCUUUGCUUUGGCGGGGCUUCCAUCAGGCAAGGACUUGUUGGACAGUGCGGCCCUGGCACGGCUCAUCCCACCGUGCCAAGGCCGGGCUCCAGCCUCCUCCCGCCCCGCUCGCUCCCCGCAAAGCUCUGCCCUCCUCGCCCGACAUCUCUUUCAAAAGAAACUUCCAAGCGGGAAGGCUUUUCCCUGCCUAGGGCGGAGCGGCGGCACGAGAGCCUCGGAUGAAGCCGCUCAUCAUUUCAGAACCCGAACCGACCCCGCAGCCCCCUCAGGCCGCGGCAUCCGCCGCUGCAGCCGCGACCGCCGCGCCACAGGCGGCGCUGUCCGCCCCGCCGCCGCGGGCACGGCCCCGCCGCGUGACGCGCCGGUCCCGGGUGACGAUUGGCUGAGAGCGGUCACGUGAGCGGGACGCGAGGCGGGGGCGGGGCCGCGGUUGCCGGGGCGACACCGGCGGCGGCUGAGGGGACAUUGGGACAGGCUUUAUCAGCGAUGAGAAGUAGCAGCAGCCCUUAGCAAUGGGUGAUGUUUUAGCGUAUGAAGCUGAGUUGCUUGGACUAGUGAAAGAGUAUUUGGAUUUUGCUGGAUUUCAAGAAACAGUGAAAGUAUUUAAAAAGGAAUGUAAAAUAAAAGGGAAGCCACUACCUAAACCAGCAAAUGUUUCCUCAGAAGAUUCAUUGCCUGUUCAGGAAGAAAUGCUUACAGCAUUUGAAGAUGGUGAUCAGAAAGUUUUCUUCCAGCUCUGGGAGGAGCAUAUUUUGUCUUCAGUCCAUGACAGUGAUCCAGUUGCUCAGAACCUGGAGUUCUAUCUCCACAUCUACUUUGCCACCUUCCUCUUGAAACAAACUAUGGGAAAGCCUGACAAGGCCGAACUUGACAAAAGGAUUUCUUAUUUCAAGGCAUACCUGGAAACAAAAGGAGCUGCACUGAGCCAGACCACAGAGUUUCUUCCCUUCUAUGCUUUGCCCUUUGUUCCAAACCCCAUGGUACAUCCUUCAUUUAAAGAACUUUUCCAGGAUUCUUGGACACUGGAUUUAAGGACAAGAUUGGAAACGUUCCUGUCUCUGGCUCUUAAAGCCAGACAGACUCCUCGGCUUCUCACUAUAUUUAAGGAGAGUGGACAGUGCAACAAAGAAAUGAUGCAACAUCUUCAUCAGCAGUUAGUGAAGCGUGAGCACAGGUACAUGACCAACCUGAAACGAUUGCGCAAGUUGCAGAUGGACUACCGUGGCCUCCUUGAAGUCACUGCAGAGCUGGUGGAUUCUUUGGAGGCCACAGUCACUGGCAAGAUGAUUACACCAGAGUAUAUUCAAAGUGUUUGUGCUUGCUUGUUUAACAAUCAUUUGAAACAAACUGUAACACACAACAUUGACUUCACAAGGCCUGGAACUGGAUAUUACUCUAUGAGCCCUUGUGAUGACGGAUAUGCUUCCACACUGUUAAGGGCAUCUUUAUCUUCUAUGAAGGUGCAGGAUGUGCCAUUGCUGCCCUCUCUGGAUUAUGAGAAGCUGAAGAAAGAUCUGAUUACAGGAAGUGAUCGUCUCAAGGCCCUCUUACUGCAGGCUCUGCGCUGGCGUUUGACAACAUCAUAUCCUGGAGAACAGAGAGACACUAUCAUGCAAGCUUACAUCAGUAAUGACCUCCUAGAUUGCCACAGCAACUGUCAGAGAAGUGUCCUCCAAUUAUUAUAUUCCAAGAGUGAGGUAGUCAGACAGUAUAUGGCAAGGCUCAUCAAUGCUUUUGCUUCACUGAUAGAAGGUCGUGCCUACCUUUCUCAGAACCUAACAUUGCUGCAAAUGCUGGAGGACAGGCUGAAAGCUGAAGACAAGGAUUCCCUUACAUGGGAGAAUGUUCUGGGGGCUCUGCAGAAAUUCAGCCUCAGGCGCACACUGCAGUCAGCAAUGAUCAAAGAUGGGCUCAUUUUCUGGCUGGUUGAUGUUCUAAUAGACCCAGAUUGCCUGUCUGAUUACAACCUGGAGUAUUGUGCUGCCUUGCUCAUGAAUCUUUGUCUGAGGAGUGCAGGGAAGAAAAUAUGUGCAAGUAUCCCAAACCCCAUGCUCAGAGUUCUUUCUGGUCUUCUUGACCAUGAGAAUCCUAAGAUCCAGUCAUAUGUGAAUGGAGUGCUGUACAGUAUUCUGGCCAUCCCUUCUGUCCGAGAAGAAGCCAAAGAAAUGGGAAUGGAAGAAAUUCUGCGCUGCUUUAUCAAGGAGAGAAAUGAAGAGAUGGUUCGACAGAUGGAAUUUGUUAUCAAGCAGCUCAAUUCAGAAGAGCCAUUCAAUGAUAGUAUUGUGUCUGAUGAUGAUGAGGAAGAGGAGUAUGAGGAAGAGGACAAUGACAUCCUGGAGCCUGAUCUGGACAAAGAUGAGGUUUUGCUGCCUCAGCUGGGGGAGCUUUCAGGAGAGAAGCUGCUAACAACUGAGUACUUGGGAAUAAUGACUCACACUCCAAAAACUAAGAAGAAGCAAUUUGCUGGUGUCCAGCAGAGUAUAGAUGAGCCACUCCAGAGACCUGUGACACCAGGUUAUCACAGAACUGCAUAUCUAACGCCAGAAAACGGAACCAGUUCCUGUCACGAUAGGGAUGAGAAGCUGCAGUCUCCGGCGAGCGGUCCUUCCUCCGCCUGUGGUGGGAGACAGUCCAGCAUUUCUGACUUCUGCAUUUCCCCCUCAUCAGCAGUUGAAAUGAAGUCGUCUGAAGUAUUUGCAUCAGGUCAUAGAAUGGACCAACACAUCCCAGCUGGUGAUACCUUAUCUUCUCAAUCUGCUGAGAACUUCACUGAGAACAAAGGAAAUGGUCAAUCACACAGCGACUUUGCCCUAGCCUUCACCAGCAAACCUAAGAUCCCUCGCACUCCUGACGGCCAGAGCAGCAGUCCUAGGAAGGGAAAGGUCCCAGCCAUUGCCCCCCAGUUCUCUCAGUCUGGACCCCAACAAUCAAGCCAUCCAAGCCCCUCAGGAUCUACAAGGAGUAGACAGAGCAGCCAGUCCUACAGGAAGUGAGAACAGUUCCUUUCCUCGAGAAUCACCUGUCACAUUGCUGAAGGACAGAGCCAGCUUCCUGUAAUGAGCUUUACUGGUGACCUGCAGAGGAGAGUGAGGUUGUUGACACUGCAGCCUUGCACAGGGAUUGGGGAUUAUCUGAUGGGAUGUGUCUGUGGCCUCUAAAACCGGCUAAGACAAGGGCCUUCUUAUUAGAAUUCGAGGUCUCAGCAGCAGCCCAGGACUGACAUGGGAGAUGGAUAUUUUCUGAUUGUUUACUCUAAAGUGACAUUGCCACCUUGAGAAGAAACUCUUGCUCUCUGCCUUCUGUGUCAGUGUAAAUGACCUUUGGAAACAGAAUGUAGGCUCAGCCUAGGAGUUUUACCAAUAAACUGUAUUUUUUACUUAUUGCCUGCUGAAGCAGCCUGCCAAUUGCUUUUUUAGAAUUCUGCCUGUGUGACUGGGUUGGGAGGUAUCUGUGUUCAAAGGAACUGUGUGAAGAGGGACAGUGACUGCCACAUGUGCAGAGCCUUCCAGCCCAGAGCAGUCCUGUGUGGGGUGAGAUCUUCCUGACCCUGAAGAGGAGGUAUUUUAUCAACUUCUGGUUGACCUGUAGCAGAUGAAAAACACUGUUACAGUGCCCAAGGCAGCAUCCAUGCUCCCCUCUGAGGUCUUUAUCUGCAGCAAUUACUCCUAUUACUUCUUUCUGCAUUUUUUUGUUAAUUCUACUGUUUAACAUCUGUGGAAUGAAAAAUCUUUUUUUUUUUUUUUUCUGGAAUGAAGAGCUUUGCUUCUUCAUUCAUAGAAGAAACCAUGAGAAUGUGAACAGAUCAGAAGCAACUUUCUCUUUACAUGUAACUGUGCUCAAUCUUCUUUGGUGUUUGUUGUUUUUUUUUAUGUUCUUCAUUUCAGAGCAAUGACUCUUUAUGUCUUUAUGGAAUUCGUGCUGGUCUUUGGUGCAUGUGAAGUGCUGGCUAGGCAAGAGAGAUCAGGAAUCCUUCCACUAAAUAAAAAGCAGUAGUUAGUUCUGCCAGUGAAUUACAAA
Molecule: messenger RNA, 5307 nt
Organism: Pyrgilauda ruficollis (rufous-necked snowfinch)
Lineage: Eukaryota; Metazoa; Chordata; Aves; Passeriformes; Passeridae
Gene: ARMC9
Product: armadillo repeat containing 9
Exons: 27
Coding region: 1803-4283 (826 amino acids)
Biological process (GO): cilium assembly
Cellular component (GO): centriole; ciliary tip; ciliary basal body
Molecular function (GO): protein binding
Source: RefSeq, a predicted model, not a curated record